UCUGUAGAAAUAUUGUUUUUUUUUUGUUGUCUUUUGUCACGGCUGGUAGCUUUGUUUCAUCGUGACCCAUAUUGCGCGCACUGUAGUAAUGCUUAAGCUAAUUUAUGACGCUCGUAUUAAUAUCGAAGACACAUAAAACUCCCUUGCAGUUUUUCAGGAAAAGUGGGAAGAUAAAAUUCCCGUCUAAAUGUGUACCCCCUGAAGUGUGAAAUGCUGGGCUGGACAUGGACCAGGUCACCUUCCGCAGUGACACGGUGCUGUCCGACGUCCACCUGCUCCUUCCCAACGCCCGCCACCUCAUGACCCGCCUCAACGGCGUGGGACAGCCAGUUUUCAUUUCGCGGUUUGAGAUCCUUCGGGACUGUGAGGAUCACGACCCCGGCAACGGCACUCCUGUCACAGACGCGGAGGAGAGAGUGUGUGAGGCGUGCGGAGGAGGAGAGGGACCCCGAGGAGAGGGGGAGGAGGAAGGGGGGCAGAGGGAGGAGUGUGGGGGUGACACCCAGGCCCGCCAGGAUGAAGACGGGGAUCUGGACGUGGUUCGGAGACCCAGGGGCUCUGUGGUGCUGGAGCGAGACGCUGCAGACAGGGACGCCAUCCAUCCCAUCAUCCUCAGCAAGGGAGAGGAGGCGCCCGCCAACGAGGAGCUGCAAGAGGAGUGUGCCGGGGACGUCAUAAUGAUUGAGCAUACAAUGGCAACGCCAUUAGAAGAUGCUGGUAAACAGGUGUGGCGUGGAGCUUUGCUGUUGGCCGAUUUCAUUCUGUCUCAGCCAACGCUGUUCCACGGAGCUACCAUGCUCGAACUUGGAGCCGGAACUGGGAUUACCAGCAUCGUUGCAGCAACGUUGGCCAAAGUGGUGUACUGCACAGAUGUGGGGCAAGAUCUUCUGAACAUGUGUCAGCGGAAUGUUACUUUAAACAGACACCUGUUGAAGCCUGCAGGCGGGGAAGUUAAAGUGCGUGAGCUUGACUGGCUGGGAGACGAGUUCUGCACAGAUUCAGAGGCAGAGUUCAGCUGGAUGGAGGAGGAGGUGGCUGACCUGCACGACAACGCCACAUUGCUAAUCGCCGCAGACGUGUGUUAUGAUGAUGACCUCACUGACGCCAUGUUCCGGACGCUGUACAGGAUUACCAGCAACCUCCGUCACACAAGCGUGGCCUACUUAUCCAUUGAAAAAAGGUUGAAUUUCACUCUCCGACACAUGGACGUGUCAUGCGAGGCGUACGACCAUUUUCGCCGCUGCCUAGACGACCUGCAAGACAUCACCGACGGCAAGACGACGUUCACCGUGGAGCCAGUCAUCCCGCGGUUCCCCCAGUUCUUCCACUACGAGCGGAUAGAGCAGCUGGAGCUGUGGAAGGUAACAGCAACACCCCUUUAAAGCAGCGGCGUCGUCAGGUCUCAAACCAGCUCCCACACACUGAGGGACUCCAGGACGAAAAUCUCUCUCACAUUAGCGGGUAUUAACCCUUCACACCUACUGUAGAAAGACCGAUGGGGAAAAUUGUGUGUGCUUUUUCGAAGCAGUUAUGGUUGACUGAGUAUAUUAUAAAGUGUGAUUAGCAGAUUAAGGGAAGUUUUCCUCUUUGGAAUUUGUGUUGAAAAUUGAAAAUGCACAA
Molecule: messenger RNA, 1620 nt
Organism: Megalops cyprinoides (Indo-Pacific tarpon)
Lineage: Eukaryota; Metazoa; Chordata; Actinopteri; Elopiformes; Megalopidae
Gene: mettl22
Product: methyltransferase like 22
Exons: 11
Coding region: 225-1382 (385 amino acids)
Biological process (GO): protein methylation
Cellular component (GO): nucleus
Molecular function (GO): protein methyltransferase activity
Source: RefSeq, a predicted model, not a curated record